AUGGCAGUAAACCUCAGUAAAAACGGCCCAGCCUUGACCACUGCGUAUAAAGAAGUUGUCGAUGAAAAGUCCAGCACAAACUGGGCUCUGUUCACAUAUGAAGGGAAUACUGAUGACAUCCGCUUGGCAGCAAAGGGAGAUGGAGGGCUGGAAGAGAUGAUUGAGGAUCUUAGUAGUGGAAAAGUGAUGUACGCUUUCUGCAGAGUUGAAGACCCAAAUUCAGGUCUGCCCAAAUAUGUCCUCGUCAACUGGACCGGCGAAGGGGUAAAAGAUGCCAGGAAAGGAAUUUGUGCAAACCAUGUCAGCACAAUGGCAAAGUUCCUUAAGGGGGCACACGUUACAAUAAAUGCCAGAGGAGAUGAAGAUGUGGAGCCGGAGGUUAUAAUGGAGAAGGUGGCGAAAGCAUCUGGGGCAAAUUAUAGCUUUCACAAAGAAACUUCCAACCGCUUCAGAGACUCUGGUCCUCAGGGUCCUGUGGGUUCAGUGUACCAAAAGACUAAUGCUGUGUCUGAAAUAAAGAAGACUAAUAAAGAUAAUUUCUGGGCACAGGCAGAGAAAGAAGAGGAAAAACGACGUCAGGAAGAGCGACGCAGGGCGAACGAAGAGCGGCAGGUGCUGGAGAACGAGAGGAAGGACCGCGAGGCCAAAGAAGCAUCUCUGCGGGAGAAGAGGGACAAGGAGAGAGGGCAACAGAUAGACCAACAAAAAAAAUACCAACAGCAACUGGAAGCAGAAAGUAAAGAGCAAGAAAAGAAGCGCUAUGAGGAGCAGCAACAAACCGAGGCAGCCCAAAGAAAGUCAGUGAGGAGAGGUGAAUCGCUGGAAAAGGCCAACGAGGCGGCUUCUUUGAUUUCUCAGCGUGCUCUAAACCCCAGAGAAAUGUUCAAACAGAGGGAGCGGGGAAUCACCCCGAGUGACUCUGAUGAUCCCGCUGCUGCCCCCGCUCCUGCCCCCGCCAGCUCACAGCCAGGGCGUCUGCACAGCCCUUUUCUGUCUAAACCAGUCUAUGAGCCUGAGCCGCCUCGCUCAUCUCCGCACCCAGCCUCUACUGUGGCAGCAAGCUCCGCCUCUCCUGUCCGGGCUACAGAGCCUGAAGUGGGGGAUGGACAGUCCAGGUAUGAGGAGGAGGAGGAGGGGGAGGAGCAGGAGCAGGAGGAGGAGCAGGAGGAGGAGCCCCAGAAUCAACUGAAAGAGGAGCCUGUUUCUGUGAACUCAUACGUCCAGGAGAAGGCCAUUGAGGAGCCAGCCAAGGAAGAGAACAACGUGACUGCGGAGGAGUCUUCAGAGCGGGGCAUCUGUGCAAAAGCCUUGUACGAUUAUCAGGCUGCCGAUGACACCGAGAUUUCGUUUGACCCUGAUGACAUCAUCACAAGCAUUGAGAUGAUCGACGAGGGUUGGUGGAGAGGCUAUGGUCCAGACGGUCACUUUGGAAUGUUCCCAGCCAAUUAUGUGGAGCUUGUCUGA
Molecule: messenger RNA, 1464 nt
Organism: Knipowitschia caucasica
Lineage: Eukaryota; Metazoa; Chordata; Actinopteri; Gobiiformes; Gobiidae
Source: the annotation of a GenBank genome assembly